This is a messenger RNA of Cuscuta campestris, 1608 nucleotides long. The record is from the annotation of a GenBank genome assembly. Lineage: Eukaryota; Viridiplantae; Streptophyta; Magnoliopsida; Solanales; Convolvulaceae.
AAGCGGCCUAAAUUUGGACCUAGCCGGAUUAUGAAGCCCAACAAGCCAAUCUAAUGCUCUGGCCCAAAAAUCAUGUCUUCUUCAACCCCUCUCCCUCUUUCCCCGAGACAAUCAGUUAGAAAACAGAGAGAGGUUUGGAGGUUGAAGAUGGGAGACAAGGGGGUGAAGAAGGAGGCGCUGCAGAUUCUUGGAUCGUUCGAUUCUCUUCCCCGUUUGGUCGUCUUUGAUCUCGACUACACUCUCUGGCCCUGUUACUGCGAGUGUGGCUUCAAACGUGGAAUGCCUAAAUUGUAUCCUGAAGCUAAAGGCAUUUUAUGUGCUCUAAAGGAAAAGGGAGUUAAUGUUGCUAUUGCCUCAAAAUCAUCCACUCCAAAGAUAGCCAACACUUUCCUCGAAAAGCUUGAAAUCAACUCAAUGUUUGUAGCACAGGUGAGGUUUUGUUUAAUAUGCUUGGUCAAAGCUGCUAAUCUUUUUUAAUUCACACUAAUAUGUGGUUCGUAGUAAGUUGGAGGCUAAGAAGGUGACUUAUAAAAGGUUGAGGAUAGGGCAUCUUUAAGAGUGGAGCAUAAGAUUGCGUAAGGGCAAAGCUAGAGGUGACAAGUGCGAAGAAUGAGGUUAUCAGGAGACGGGUAGGGUGGAGUAUAUGUUGCGAGAGGUCAGGUUGAGAUUGUUUGGUCACGUGAAGUAGCGUAGUGUUGAGGCCCCGGUGCGAAGAUGCGAGAGACUUACGAUAGUGGGUGGGGGCAGAAGGAGGGGUAAACCGAGGAAGUGUUGGAAGGAAGUUUUUAAGCUUGACUUAGGACUUCUAGCCCAUACCAAGGAUAUGACCUUAGGUAAGAGCAUCUGGAGAUCUAGGACUAGGAUAGUUGGGUAGUCCCUUGAAUCAGGACCUUUUUGCAGUAGUUGUUUGUCUUUUGUCUCUCUGCACUUUCCUUGACAUUAAUUGCUAUUUGUUUUUCUUGCAUGAUAUUUGCUUUCCUUCUACCUGAGCUGGGGUCUCUUGGAAAUAGUCUCUCUACUUUAGAGAGUAGGGGAGGUGUUUUGCAGUUCGUCUCACAAGACAGAACAUUUUCAAAAAAUCCAACAAAGAACAAGCGUGCCGUAUAACGAAAUGCUGUUUUUUGAUGACGAUAGUACGAACAUAGAGGCUGUCUCCAAAAUGGGAGUGACAAGCAUGUUGGUGAGCAACGGAGUAAACAUAGCCGCUUCGAAGGAAGGACUCUCAAAGUUCAUGCAGAAUCUCACGCCAUUAGAAAAAAACAAACAGAGAUGGGCUAAGUUUCCACAAAAACCUAGUUCGUCGAAAAACAAUGAAGGUUAGCUUACACCAUAGAGAUUUGGAGUAACUCAGAGCUGAGUUUUGGUGUAAAGAAAAAUACAAUUCAAGCAGUGUUGAUACCAUUUUAAGUUAGUUGCAGACAUGGAUGUAAGGUUUUAGGGUUUUGAAUGCAUUCUUCGAAUAUUUGCACUGCCUUUCCAUGGGUGGUGAAAAACAAAAGUCGCCUACUUUACAGGGACUAAAAACAUAUUUAACCGUAAUGAUUUAUGGAAGAUGCAAACAUUCUUUUGUUCAUAAUAAUUUGUCACUAAUAUAUGGUUGUUGCUUUU